Messenger RNA from Sus scrofa (pig), 2625 nucleotides. NCBI's taxonomy places the organism in Eukaryota, Metazoa, Chordata, Mammalia, Artiodactyla, Suidae. The record is from RefSeq and is a predicted model, not a curated record.
GCUCCCCCCUGGGGUUCCGGAUGGUGAGCGGCGAAGCAGCCGGGCGCCCGCGUCGCCGCCGCCGCCGGAAGACAGACGCCCCCCAAAGCCCUUCGCCUGGCUCGGACCCACGGAGCCGGCAGACCAGCACUCCGCAAGUGCGAGCUCAGGGAAGGGAGCGAGGCUUCCCAGAAGAGGUGCGUCUCGAGAAACAGGCAAAGUUGAAAGAGUUGGGGAGCCCGUGCGUUCCACGCAGAGGGCACAGCAUCAGCGAAGGCCCUGAGAUGGGGAUAUUGAGGCUCAAAAAGAAGAAUCUAACCCUGGGGUCAUGACCCUGAGGACAGACUACCCCAGCUGACUCCCCGUGACUCCCUGUGACAAGAGGAGUGUGUUCCUGAAAGUCCAGAGGAGAGACGGCGGCGAGGGAGGUUCAUGGAAGAGGAUAUAGGCUGUGGCUAAGGUGGGUCAGUGUCUGAGGAUGGAGCUAAGCUGGAGAGCAGGGGCAGAGGCCCUACUUCCUGGAGCCAGAGCUGCGGUCAGCAUACCUCCAUGUGGCCUGAUCAGAGGGAGUUCGAAGUGGCUGGACCCUGGGGCAACCCUGAGGGCAGAGCGGGGGCAGUAGGCUGGGCACAAGACACUGUGUGAUUGAGCAAAGGGGCAGAAUCUGUCCGGCACUGAGUGAGUGUGUGGGUGGUGUGGAGACCACGCGGAGGGGAGGGGAGGGGAGGAAGAAGUCAGCUCCACUGACCAGACGAGAGGGUACAGUGAGGAGGCUGGCGGGGGCCAGAGCUGCCUGUGAAGGCUCUUGAAUAUCAGGCUGAAGACCUCGGCCUUGAUGUUGUCGUCAGCAGUAGGGAGCUAUUAAAGUUUUUGGAGCAGGGACACGGUGUCAUGAGAAUGAUGAAUCUGGCACUAGGUGGAGCAGAUUCAGUAGAGGCAUUUGGAAGUGGGGAGCCCUCUGGGGGGCUGUCAUAGUUGAGCAGGCAAGAAAUGAUGAGGUCAGAUCAGAGAGACAGCUUGGACUAGUGGAAAGAGUGGGGCCCAGGAGACUACAGCCUUAGGUCUGCCUCACAUUUUCUUUUCUUCUCUUUUUUUGGCUGCGCUGGCGGCAUACAGAAGUUUCCGGGCCAGGGAUUGAACCCAUGCUACAGCAGUGACAAUGCCAGAUCCUUAACCACUAGGCCGUCAGGGAAUUCCUGCCUCGCAUUUUCUGGGCCCACCCUUUCCCCUCUGUGCCUGUUUCCCCUUCGGAUUGGCUUCUCUUUUUUUUUUUUUUUUUUUUUAACCCUUUGGGCUAAGGAUCUAUUUUGAGAAGAUGAUGGGUCUUCUCUUCAAAAAAAUACUGAAACACAUUUUGGUUAAAACUGAGGUUUAUGGACUUGUCAAAGUCCAUCCAUGGACCCACGCUAGAUCAUCAGUAAUAGUCAAAUUAGCAGCUAGCGUCCCAUGCUUAUUAUGAGCCAGGUGCUGAGCAAAGUGCUGUACAUCAUAAUCUUGUUAAGUCGCUCAACAACCCUAUGAGGUAGGUACUGUUAUUAUUCUGUUAACAGAUGAGGACACUGAGGAAGCCUAGAGCGUUGAAGUGACUUGCCCAAAGUCAGAGUCGGAAUUGAACCUGGGUUUGUCGGCUCCUGAGCUUAGAUCUUGACUGCUGACGUGAAGGCUGGGAUUCUAGGAUGGGGAAAGGAGAAGUGGCAGGCAGGAGGGCAGAUGUAGGAAGGUUUUCAAAGAAAGCCAAGGAGCAGCAGAGCUGGAGGUAACCCGUGGGAAAGAGGGAUAGCGGUGCCAGCUCAGUCCUGAGGUGAUAGGCUUUUGGAGGUGUUUGGAGGUGAACAUUUCAUCUGGAGGCCUUUUGUCUGGCUUCCAGGGGGUGGUUGUCUGUCCCCAUGACCCCCAUCUUAGCGACCUGCUCUGGAGCCUGCUGGGAAGGGGUGGGGCUACUCUGUCUUUUUGGCUUGAUGGUGUUCUACCCCCUUGGCAAGAAGAGCUUACCCCUGACUCUUCGACUCAGCCUCCAGUGUUGUCUCUGGUAUCUGCCCUCCUUCUCCCUUCCCAAGGCCACUGAGAAGCGCCACUGGGCCUUUAUCUCUCCAGGGGAGUUUGGAAGUAGGGACACCCUUUCCAUCCCAGAGAAGAGUACUGGGGCCCAUCUCCUGAGAGCAGAGUGAAACCUGGAAGGCAAAGAGCAUGGGGUGCUUGUUAGGUUCUGGUUUAGAUCCUGAUGGGCAGUACCAUCCAGGAGGAGGUGAUCUGGAUUAGACCAGGCCAUAGCCUCAGGCUGGAAUCUGGAUUUAUGGUGGGUGGGACUUGUUUGUCAUCUAGAAUAGCGGUUGGAAACUUUCUGUAAGUGGUCCAAUAGUAAAAGUUUUAGGCAUUGUACACCAUUGGGUCUCUGUCAUGAAUCCUCACCUCCACCACUGUACCUUGAAAAAAGUCAUAGACAAUGCGUAAAAUGAAUGAGCAUGGCUAUGUUCCAGUCAAACUUGAAUUAUGAAAACAGACAACAGACUAGAUUUGGCCCUCAGGACAUAGUUUGCCAACCCCUGAUCUAGAACUUUAGUCUUCCUACAGACGUCUAGAUCUUUUUUUUUUUUUUGUCUUUUUGCCAUUUCUUGGGCCCCUCCCACGGCAUAUGGAGCUUCCCAG